Messenger RNA from Trichogramma pretiosum, 2853 nucleotides. RefSeq names its product soluble guanylate cyclase 88E-like. The record is from RefSeq and is a predicted model, not a curated record. The coding region runs from base 10 to 2679 and encodes 889 amino acids. Lineage: Eukaryota; Metazoa; Arthropoda; Insecta; Hymenoptera; Trichogrammatidae. Gene Ontology annotation, molecular function: heme binding; oxygen sensor activity; guanylate cyclase activity. Gene Ontology annotation, cellular component: guanylate cyclase complex, soluble. The transcript has 11 exons. Gene Ontology annotation, biological process: response to oxygen levels; nitric oxide-cGMP-mediated signaling; cGMP biosynthetic process.
GUCAACAAGAUGUACGGCCUGAUAUUGGAAAACAUGUCCGAGUACAUCAGGCAGGUGUACGGGGAGGACAGGUGGGAAGAGAUCAGGCGGCAGGCGGCCGUCGAGCAGCCGAGUUUCAGCGUGCAUCAGGUCUACCCGGAGAAUCUGAUACCGAGGCUGGCCAACAAGGCUAUACAGGUCCUCGGCAUCACGGAGCACGAGUUCUUCGACCAAAUGGGAGUGCACUUUGUGAGCUUCGUCGGCCAGUACGGCUACGAUCGGGUACUCUCGGUCUUGGGCAGGCACGUGCGCGACUUUCUCAAUGGCCUCGACAACCUCCACGAGUAUCUGAAAUUCUCCUACCCACGCAUGCGAGCGCCAUCGUUCAUCUGCGAGAACGAAACCAGACACGGUCUGACACUGCAUUAUCGCAGCAAGAGACGGGGCUUCGUCUACUACACCAUGGGCCAGAUACGCGAAGUCGCCCGUCACUUUUACCACAAGGAGCUGCAAAUCGAGCUGAUGCACGAAGAGAUCCUCUUCGACACGGUCCACGUGACCUUUCAGCUGACCUUCGACAAUCGAGCCUUCACCCUCGCAUCCUUGACGAUGACGCGCGAGGAGAAGCACCUGCCCAUCGGAGCCUCUGUUCUCUUUGAGAUAUUUCCCUUUUGCAUCGUUUUCGGUGCGGAUAUGGUCGUCAGAAGUAUCGGCAACUCAUUGAUGGUCAUACUACCUGAUCUCAUCGGCAAGAAAAUAACUCAUAGGUUCGAUCUGGUCCGACCCCUCAUUGCUUUCAAAUUCCAAACGAUUCUCAACCGAACCAACAACAUAUUCGAACUGGUGUCGGUGGAGCCCGUAUUGGCCGAGAGACCGAGCGACAGGCGAAAGCAGCAGCUGUUCCUGCUUAACGAAAUCGACUCGCAGGAGGAUCGCGUCCUCCGCCUCAAAGGUCAAAUGAUUUACAUGGACAAUUGGCGAAUGAUGAUGUAUCUCGGGACACCAGUCAUGCCGGACCUCAACGCGCUCAUAGCAGCUGGCCUCUACAUCAACGACCUGUCUCUGCACGAUUUCAGCAGAGAUUUAAUGCUCGCUGGUACUCAACAAUCGGUCGAGCUGAAAUUGGCCUUGGAUCAAGAGCAGUUGAAAAGUAAGAAGCUCGAAGAGUCCAUGAGGAAGCUCGACGAAGAGAUGAAACGCACCGACGAGUUGCUCUACCAAAUGAUACCAAAACAAGUUGCCGAUCGACUGCGAAACGGAGAAAAUCCGAUCGACACUUGCCAAAUGUUCGACAGCGUGUCGAUUUUGUUCUCGGACAUCGUGACUUUCACGGAGAUCUGCAGCCGCAUCACGCCCAUGGAAGUCGUGUCGAUGCUCAACGGCAUGUACUCGCUCUUUGACACGUUGACCGAGCGCAAUCGCGUCUACAAGGUCGAGACGAUAGGGGACGCUUAUAUGGUGGUUUCGGGCGCUCCGGUCAAGCAGAACGACCACGCGGAUCGGGUCUGCGACAUGGCCCUGGACAUGCUCGAGGCCAUAACCGAUCUGACGGACCGCUCGACCGGACAGCACCUGCAGAUCCGCAUCGGCAUCCACAGCGGGGCCGUCGUCGCGGGUAUAGUCGGCCUCAAGAUGCCCAGGUACUGCCUGUUCGGCGACUCGGUGAACGUCGCCUCGCGCAUGGAGGCCACCAGCGAGGCCAUGCAGAUCCACAUCUCCCAGUCGACCAAAGAGCUACUGUCGCCGAGCUACAGGGUCAACGAGCGCGGCGAGAUACAAGUCAAAGGAAAGGGCUCGAUGAAGACCUAUUGGCUGGAGAAGCGCGAGAUGCGCUCGCAAUCGACCAAGAACAUCUCGAUCCAAGAGCCCCCUCAGUGGCACGCGGCAGCCAGCAGCCGUCAGAAUUCCCUUAGCCAAUCGUCGACGGCCCUGGCCAAUCCGAGCGAUCCGAGCAGCCUCGAGAGGCUGUCCUCGAGGACUCCCAUGUCGCCGCAGCUCGCGCAAGUAGCGGCUCAGCGCCAUCGUCAUCGCCAUCAUCAUCGUCGUCAUCAUCAGGAACGUCACGAGCGUCAUCAACGCCACGAGAGGACGGCCGAGGUCUCCGGCGAGGAGACUCGCAGGAUUUAUUCGCCGAUAACGUUUCAAGACGUAGCGAGAAAAUCAGCCGCCAAUUCCCCGGCCAAUUCGCCCACGAAAUAUUCGCAAGCGGAAAAACAGCUGCGCUCCAACUCGCUGGGUGCCGUGCCCGUGGCAAGCUUCCAAACGAAAACGGCCGAGCUGUUUGGAUCUCUGAUUUCCGACACGGAGCAGCACUUGCGGCUGAUGCAUCGCGGCAGCAUCUCGUCGGCCAGCUGCGUACAGACCAUCGACCCGCUCGACAUGCCGCUCGUCUGCCCGGGCAAUCUGGCCGCCGGCAAAAGGCAGUUUGGCAGGAAAAUGCUCACGCCGGCCGAGCGCGACACCACACCCAGCUGCAGCGAGAGCAGCAGCAGCAGCAGUAGUAGCAGUGGAUCGUCGUCGGCGAGCAACGUGGCCGACUGCAGCAGCCACGACGAGGCGGCUUCGGUGCUCAACGAGACGAGCUCCGACAGUGCCACCAGACGACUGAGAUAUACCGAGCACUGCUGUCCGGGUUUCGUCGUGCCGAGGCCGGGUGGCAGGCCUACUAGUGCUCGCGAAGCACACUGUGCUAUUGUUUAACUUUCGUCGACACUACUUUUUAUUUCUUAUGUGACCAACUAGAUACAAGCGAAUCCAGCAAUUGAUCUAACAUAUCUUUUCUAUUAUCAAAAAAGUAUAAUAAAGAUUAUCGGCCCUCAGGAUCCAUUGAAAACGACAUACUACGACCUACUUUUCUAAGAGAGCCUAGCUGUA